Messenger RNA from Candida dubliniensis CD36, 936 nucleotides. RefSeq lists its product as uncharacterized. The transcript has a single exon. Bases 1 to 936 code for a protein of 311 amino acids. The record is from RefSeq and is a predicted model, not a curated record. NCBI's taxonomy places the organism in Eukaryota, Fungi, Ascomycota, Pichiomycetes, Serinales, Debaryomycetaceae.
AUGGCUUUAGAAAACUUGCAAGUUGAACCUGUUGAAAAGAAGCUCGUGAUAUGUUUGUUGCCUGGAGUUCAAUCUAGUGUUCAUUACUUAACUAAUGAUAGUAUAUCGUUGUAUAUUAUACGACAUGGGAAAGUAUACUAUCAGUUUAUCAAAAGCUUGGUUGCCAAACAUAAAAAAGUCAUUUUUAUUAUCCAAUAUAAUCACAAUAGCUCAACUACUACCGAGACAGCAGGAAAUAACAGUAAUAUUGAAGAUGUAUUGGAUUAUUUUCAAUUUCUAUACCAAGAGAUCAACUCGUCACAACAAUGUCAGUUCACCAAUUUCUCUACUAUUAUAAUGUAUGACACAAUUCAAUACGAAAAACAUCAAUUAACACCUCAAUUCAUAUAUAUUCAGCAAUUACUUCGUUAUAUUAGUCUAAAACAUGGUAUGAAAAUAGUGUCCUUGCGAAAAGUGGCAGAGGCUUUAACCAUUGAGAAUAUCGAGCAAUUAUUGAAUUUGGAUACCACAUCGCCAGUACCAAUAUUUGAUUUGAAGGGAAUAGAAGUGUUUCUGGAAACUGAUGAUGUUGAUAGAACCGAUAGAAAUGGACAUGAUGCAAGUCAUAACAAGUUACAAAUCAAUUUAUAUAUACCGUACACAUGGGAUUCUUGGAAUAAAAUAGUCGUGCAAGGGAAAUCAAUAGUUUUGCCAAAUACUGAUGAGAUAAUAAUUAGAGAUGAAUCAAGAUUGGAACAGUUGGACAGUAACUACCAAAAGUUGUUGAGUAGCGAGGCUAAUAGUGAUGUUAGUAGUAGAAUCGUCGACUUGUUAUUACCCCAAGAUUAUUUGCAAGCGAGAAACAAAAACAAACCGAAAAUUGAACUGCUUUCAAAUUCAACGUAUUUAUUAAGUGAUAUGUUAAGAGAAAUAGUUCAACCUUCUGUUCUAGAGUAA